CAAAAAAUCCAAAAUGGCCGACUUGAAAUGAGAGAGAAACGAAUGAAAAAUUUUCCGGUUCCAUAGGCAAUGUCCCGCUUGGCCGACUACUUUAUCGUGAUUGGAUAUGAUCACGAUAAAGACAGAAAUGGGUCAAGUGAGGGACGGAUUAUUCAACGAUUUCCAGAGACAGACUGGGAAUCUUGUCCAUUUACCCAGAGCAUCGAAUUGUUUUGUCGGCCAAUCGGAUGGACCCUCUCGGCACAAAGGCAGCCACCGGAAUUCUUUGUGGCGGUCCUAACGGACAUCGACGCGGACCGCCACUACCUGUCUGUCCUGACAUUCAGCGAGAGUGUCGCCAUCUCGCCCACAAAGUCAGACGAUGGCGACUCAGAGGAAGACUCAGCUGUUACAAUACAUUCCCUCAUGUACUCCCCCAAAUGUCUCGUACUCGUCUCAAGGCUUGACUACUUUGAAACAUUCAAGAACUGCCUGGGCAUUAUCUACACAGCUUAUGUAGACAAGCUAGAUGUACAGCUGGAGGCACUGGUGGGGAACAUCCUGGGCUGUGUUCAGGUCCCUCCCCCAGGUGGUCCUCAGGUUCGGUUCUCUAUAGGAGCGGGGGACAGACAGGCCCUGCAGCCCCCAGUCAGUGGAACUGUCCCCUCCUCACACAGUGCCACAGCACUGCUAUUUCAACAGCUAGGAAUACAGAAUGUGCUGACCCUGUUCUGUGCAGCGCUCACGGACCACAAAAUACUCUUCCAUUCUCAAAGUUAUUCCCGCCUCACAGACGCAUGUCAGGCCAUCAACAUCCUUCAGUACCCUCUCAAAUACAGUUAUGUGUAUGUCCCUAUCUUGCCGGCCCCGCUUUAUGAGGUCCUGAACACACCCACACCGUUUAUCGCAGGAGUCCAUUCCUCCCUGGCUGAUGAUACUGCUGAUCUGGUGGAUGUGAUCGUGGUGGAUCUUGAUGGUGGGAGUGUCCAUAUCCCGGAGUGUGUCAACCUCCCCACGCUGCCGGAGCCAAUGGUGUCCCGUGCCAAGAAAGCCCUCACCAUGAUAGAUAUAUCUUCAAUAUCUACAUGUACUUGGUCAGAAAUGGUGAUGAAUGCUGACUUACUGAUGGCCGACUAUGCAUUUCCUCCACCCUCACCAAAGAAACCUCCUUCAUUGGAACAAAAGGAUAAAGAAAUUCGUGCAAUAUUUAUUCGUUUUUUUGCUGAGCUCCUGACAGGCUACAGAUCCUGUUUGACUGUGAUUAGAAUACACCCAGAACCGUUCAUCACCUUCCACAAAGCAAACUUUCUGGGCCAUAGAGGAAUGGUGGAUGCUGAAUUCGUCGUACGAGUCUUGGAGGGAAUGGGUUUUGGAACAUUUGUGGCUGAGAGGGGAAACCCCUACAGAGCCUGUGAUAUUUUUGAUGAGGUCUAUGCAAACAUCCAUGACCAGCUGACAGUAGAGUCUGCAGACCCAGACAAGUUUAUGGAACACAUCAAAGAUCUGGCCAAGCAGCUCCACACCAAUGAAAGUCCAAACCCACAGCCCUAUGUACAGAAAGUUCCCAAACCAACCGAGGGGGCAUACAACAGAAUCCACCAGACACCGUUUCCUAUCUUGGAUAGUGAAAAUGUGCACAAAAUCCUGAGAGAAGGCAUUGAAAAGCAAAACAUUAAUAAGAUCCCUUUGCGACCUCACCAAGUGAGGAUCGUUCCCAUGGGAACACCAAUCACAGCUCUUGUUGACAGACAGCGAAUUGUGGACAACAAUGCAAGACGGCUAGAAGUUCUACGGAACUGCAUCAACUUUGUGUUUGACAACAAAAUCUCAGAUGCAAGAAUUAUAUUCCCUGCUGUCCUGCGGGCUCUCAAGAGUCGAGUGGCUCGUCUGGCUCUGACCCAGGAGCUGAGCUAUCAUAUCCGCUCUAACAGGGCAGUGCUGGAACACCAGCAGUUUGAUCUGGUAGUCAAGCUUCUCAACUGCUGCCUACAGAACGACUCAAGCAUGGACGAAAAUGGAGUGGCUGCCGCCAUACUGCCUCUGGCCACAACCUUCUAUCGGAGACUGUGUACGGGGAUCAUCCAGUUUGCCUACACCUGUGUACAGGAGCAUGCUGUGUGGCAGAACAUGCAGUUCUGGGAGGCGGCGUUCUACCUGGACGUCCAGAAACAGAUACAGCAGCUGUACGCACCACACUUUGAGGAGAACCACGUCGGCGAUAAACGAGACAGUUUCCAAAGCUCCCCCACCCACAAAAACAGUGAAUUGAACGUCAGUAAAAAUUGCAAUGGACAGAGUGUGACACAGGAGAAGCGAUCCAGUUAUCGUGCCAGGGAGAUGGGGGCCUUGGAAAUAGCCGCGGAACAGUUACGGACGUGGCCGACCCUGAGUGAGGAGAAGAAGGCAGAGAUGAUCAGCAAUGAGGAGUCGACCGUCUACAGUCAGGCCAUCCACUACGCCAACCGCAUGGUGUACAUGAGGGUGCCCCUAGAGACGCAGAAAACCAUGAAGGCCCUGUCUCCUGAUUGGGAGAGCACCAGCAACAGCAACAUAGCUUCCAGUCUGGCAGACAGUGAAAGUAUCGAUGCUGAAAGUGGGUAUGAUGAAAUGGAGAUCUGUGAUGUGGGCGCCAGCGUGAUUAAGUUUGUGACCCGGUUUGUGGACAAGGUGUGCAAUGAUAGCCGGGUGACACAAGAACACAUCAAGUCCCUCCACCAGAUGAUCCCCGGGGUGGUGGCAAUGCACAUAGAGACCCUGGAGGCUGUUAACAGAGAGAGCAAGAGGUUACCUCCCAUACAAAAGCCCAAGAUUUUGAAGCCGACCCUGUUACCAGGAGAGGAGGUUGUGAUAGAUGGCCUAAGGGUGUACCUGCUGCCUGACGGCCGGGAGGAGGGGCUUGGAGGGAACAUGGGGGGUCCCACACUCCUACCUGCAGAGGGCGCUAUAUCCCUCACCAACUACAGAAUCAUCUUCAAAGGCACUCCUUGUGAUCCUCUCGCCUGUGAGCAGAUAGUGAUCCGAUCGUUCCCCAUCUCCACCCUCACAAAAGAGAAACUAGUCAAACUACAGUACACACCACACAUAGACCAGCUCCCCAAGGAGGGGCUCCAGCUCAGGGCCUGCAUAUUUCAGCUGAUGAAGAUCGCAUUUGACGAGGAAGUAAGUCCUGAUGAUGUGGAGGCUUUCCGUAAGCUGUCCACCAAAUAUCGCAGUCCAACAACCGUGUUCAUGACAUUUGCAUUCGCUGGACAAGCAGUAACCCAACCAAGUGCCAUGCUAAAACCUAUAGAAAAGAAUGCCUCUCUCAAAAACUUUGCUAAAAAGACAAUCAUGAGAACAGCAAGGAAGGCAGGGAUAGCAAAACAGAAAGCACCCAAGAGGAAAUAUGUACUGCCUACUCCCCCAAUGAGUCGACGUAGCAUGUCGCCACGAUCUUCUGCAGGCUCAGACAGUGAAUCGGACAGACCUGCCAGUGAAGCCUUGGAUGACCUCUCAAUAAUUGAUGAGGGAGAGUUUGGGCGAAGUUGGUUGUCUGACCCCAAAGUCAUCGAGAAGUUAAUGGAGCGACCUGGUUACCAGGACUACAUACGGCAGGGAUUCGGAGAUCCUUCAGACGGGACCGCGAGAGGGAAAUCUACGGAACAAUUCCGAGUCUCCACGAUCAAUUCCAACUUCUCUGUGUCCAAAAGUUAUCCUGCUCUCCUGGUUGUUCCUGCCAACUUCCCAGAUGACAGCAUUAGGAAAUUUGCACGGACGCAUAGACAGUACAGAUUUCCUGUUGUGACAUGGCGGCAUCCUCGGACCAAGGCUCUCCUACUAAGGGCCAGUGGUUUUCAUGGUCGUGGUCUGAUGGGCAUGUUGAAAUCUGAUCCUACAACAGGUACAUCAACUGGUGAAAUCUCUGCCACGCUGCAUCAGGAGCGAUACUUCUCUUGUAUUGUGUCCGCCACACCAAACAGCACCAAGUCCUACAAGCCCUCCUACAGUGACUCGCUCACCAGCCUAGACUCGCUCAUGCUCAGUGGAGUUCAGGAUAUCCUCCCAGAAACCCCCGAGGUGGUGCGGCGGUCCCACCCCGCCACAGGGAGCUUGCGUAAUAUCAACAACCCAAAGAGCUCCUCUUUUCGUGACUCUGUGUUCUCCAUUGCCGAGUCUAACCCGGUCACCGGCAGAAGCAGCCUGUUUUUACGGGCUGUCAACAUAUUUCGGCCGGGUGGGGCGCGAAGCUCCCCCAACCUUUUGACUUUACCACGCCGGACUCGAACAUUAAGGAACGCUUGGCCAACAUUUUCUCGGAUUGGCAGUAUCCGAGAGAAACCCCGGGGAAACUCCAACAGCGCCACACUGGACCAUCUGUCUCCUGCAUUACAUCAGAACGGGGGAGUUCACGAUAGGGCAGAUCUACUGCACACCUCUGUACAGGGCCUAAAGAGGGUCGCACUCUAUGUGCUGGGGGAGAAGACACAGAUGAAGGGAAUCAAAGUGGAAUCCUUCCCCAAGUGUGACUUUAUCCCUGUGGAUUUCUUUGAAGUUAGACAUGUUAAGGCCAGCUUUAAGAAGUUAAUGAGGGCAUGUGUACCCAGUGCUCCCCUCACCCAAGAGACAGGCUUCCUAAAGCUUGUUGAGGAGUCAGAAUGGCUACUGCAGGUUCAGAACAUCAUGCAGCUAGCUGGGGCCACAGUAGAUCUGUUAGAUGUUCAGGGCUCCUCUGUCAUGAUCUGCCUGGAAGACGGCUGGGACUGUACAACACAGGUGGUGUCAGUGUCACAGCUGCUCUUGGAUCCAUACUACCGCACCAUUGAGGGAUUCAAAUGUCUAGUGGAAAAAGAAUGGCUGUCGUUUGGUCACCGAUUCACUCACCGUAGCAACCAGACUGUGGCCAAUCAAGCCAGUGGGUUCGCCCCCAUGUUUCUACAGUUUCUGGAUGUUGUCCAUCAGAUUCAUCACCAGUUUCCAUUGUCUUUCGAGUUUAACCAGUUCUUCCUGAGGUUCAUAGCGUACCACUAUGUAUCCAAUCGAUUUCGAACGUUUAUGAUGGACAAUGAGUAUGAACGAGUAGAGGCAGGCUGGUUAAUGGACGACAGGCGAUCCUCAAAAAUCAACCAUGACCAGUCAGAUCUAGACGGCGGAUUUGUUCCGCGGUACCAGCAGUCCAGUCAGGGCUUGUCCAUCUGGGACUACAUUGAGAAGCACCACCGUAAAUCCACGGUCUUCAUGAACUUCCUGUACAGCCCGACGGAUCAGGAUUCAGUCUUGCGUCCGUACUCCAAUCUGUCCAAUCUCAGGAUCUGGGAUUUCUACCUGACGGAGGAUCUGGCUCAUGGCCCCGCCUACGAAAUCGAGACGACCAACAAGGAGAUCCAGAUCAGCGAGGAGGAAAAAACGGACAGUUCCGGGCAGCCACUCCUGAGGAAAAUGGUCAAUGGGUGUUAUGACAAUGUGUCAAUUCAGCUACCCAAUGUGUUUCGACAAAUGUUAUUGGAGUUACACAAACUAGAGACUGACCUUGGACAUUUUCAACAGAAAUGGAAAACUGUGUGGGACAGGCUCGAGUUGCCAACUGGCCAACGAGAGACUAUUCAUAGGAAUUUCUCAUUUAAUACUCAGAUAGUGAAAUCUCAUGGACGCUCAAUACACAAGCGAUCAACCCUGGAAAUUCUAGUGAAAGGGAAGAUGUUAGGAGAGGCUGCUAAAAUGUUUAGUCAGCCCCAUCGCUUUGAGAAAUAUACCUACACUACGCCGGCGUACUGUGAUUAUUGUGGUCAGGUGUUGUGGGGCCUUCUUAAAACAGGGAUGCAUUGUACAGAUUGUGGUUAUAACUGUCAUGAAAAAUGUUUAUCCCAUGUACCGAAAAACUGUACCAAGUUAAAGCUAGUCCCAGACUCCUCCAACAGUAGUGCCAAUGUAUCCAGGUCAUCAGACACAUCCACCCUCAAAAGUGAAGAGCUCCCAGUGGAUACCGGGCCUACAUAUGCAACCUACACCCCAACCACAACCAACACUGAACAAAGCUGUCUGCACAAAGGCUACCUCUACAAGCGCGGGGCCCUGCUGAAGGGAUGGAAACAGCGCUGGUUCGUCCUGGACGCCACAAAACACCAGCUUCGGUACUAUGACUCAGAAGAGGACACAAAUUGUAAGGGCUUCAUAGAAUUGUUUGACGUCCAGUCGGUACAGCCAAUCCGGAAUGUACAGGGUGCCCCCAAAAAGUCGGAUGAAAAUGCUUUUUUUGAGCUGAAGACAAACAGAAGAAUCUACAACUUCCUGGCAGCAGACUCCAAAACCGCCCAGACCUGGAUUGACCGAAUUCACAGCUUUAUCUGAAAACACAUGGAUUAACCAGGUCUAUUUCUGCUGACAGAUGUGUUGGAUGAACAUGGAUCAACUAUCACACAAGUGCCCCUAUCACCUCUCUCUCUCUCUCUGUCUGCUCCUGCUGUUGGGAAUCCUCAGGUGCUGUUGUAAUACAUGUACAUCCUCAUGACACCUCUCUGUCUGUAGAUUGGGAUUUUUGUUUGUUGAUGGAGAAAUGGAUGAUCCUUGUUUAAAAAAUAACCAAAGCUGAAAUGAAGAUAAACUCAACAGCAAAUUUCAGUCAAAUUCUACAACAGGUUCCACACACAGGAACCUCAGGAUUUGAACCGCAGCUUGUCAAACAUGAGAAAAUAUGGACAUCUUUAGAAAAUGAUCAAUGCAGCAACACUGAACAUCAAAACCAAACCAUUCAUGCAUACUUCAUGAAAUCAAGCAAUAUCAGCUGCUCCACUGUGUACAAACCGUGCUUCUGUCUGUCUCUCUGUUAGUGUUUCACACAGAACCCAAGACUGUUACUGCUGAAUGGUGCUUUAUCUGUUCGAUUUAUGUGGAUUUCAUGUGGUGUUAAUGUGGCAUGCAGGAGAUAUGAAGAUAUUGUAAUGGACACACUAGAAAAUGUGCUGGAUGCAUAAUAAGAAUUAAACUCUUUUGAGGGAAAGUUAUUCUGAUGUAUGGACACAGAAGUGGUUGUGAUUGGUCUGAUUUGUGUAUGAAAUGGAUGUCUGGAUUUCACUGCCAUUGAAUUGGAUUAAUGUUAAAAAAAAAAAACACUACUAGAAAUAGCAUUACAUUCAUAAGGUGACACAAAUCUGAACAAAGUAUGGAAGCAGAGUGGUGGUUUUUUUUUUUAUAUGAUCAGUCUGACAUUAAUUUUGUAAAAGGAAAUGAUAUUUUUGUUUGUUCUCAAUUUGUUAGAAGCCAUUGAUAUCAUGCUGUACAAAUCAUUCAUAAUAUUUAUUUAUUUUUUGGUGGUCGCUAGAUUAGAGUGAAUGCAUGUCACAUUGUGUUUUAGUGUCAUAAAAACUUUUUCACAGGUUCUGUACAAUAUGGGGAGGGAAUAAAAGAACGGUAACUGUGCAGGAUUAUUACACAGUUGUCUCCCUUUGUAUCUAUAUCUAUUAUACACAUAUAUGAUUAUCACAGUUUGUGAUCAUCACCAAAAUGGUGACCUUCGCAGGCUUUUGAUGUUGUUUUUUUAAAAGGACAUUUUUUUAUGAACUAGCUAGUCAUGACUGCACUUAUAAAAGAAUUAUAUGAUUCUAGGAAUAAUAAACAUAUGGUCACUUCAUUGAUUCAAUUUUAUGAUCAAAAUAGAUAUUUACAUUUUGAGGAUGUGUGAAUUGCUUUAUAAUGCCAUUUUUUUCCUGAAACUCUAAUCUGCAUAGAAUAUGAAAACAGAUUUUUUUAUCUUGAUAUUUUGAUUAUGAAAGUCUUGUUUUAUUUUCUAACUAUCAGUUGUUAUCAGAUGAAUUCUGUUAGUGUUAACUAGUUUUAGAUCCCAUGACAUUGAACUUUUUUUUUUUUUUUUUUUUUUACAUAAAUUCAUUUUUUAACUUCUAUAGUAGGUUGGUUUUGUUAUGAAAAUGUAAAACUGUUCAAGAACAGUAUUUUUACCUUUUUUUUGGUGCAUUCAAUUUUGAUCAAGUGUUCCCUUUUCUUUCUUUUUCUCUAGUGUGAAACAAGUGUGCAAUCCAUUGAUUUUGAAGUUAAUCAACUUCAUAAUAUCAUGAAAUUAGAAUUCAUCUUGACUUUUAUCUGCUCAACAUCAAUGAAAGCUACUACAGUAUUGGUGAAUUAAAAAAUCCAAAUAUUUUCUGUCUCUCAUGAAAUAAAAGUAAUAAUCUAGAUUCUGUAGGAAAAAUUGUGCAAUAAGAUGUUGUGUGUUUGUAGAAAUAGAAUUGUCAAAUUCAUGUUCUGUUCAUAGAGUCUCUUAUCCUUUUUGUCAGUAUUGUAGAACUUUUUAAAAUGCCAUCACAUUCUUUAAAAAAAAAUUUUAAACAGUGAAUCAUAUGAUCAAAGGAGUUAUGGAGAAGAUAAUGAUUAAACCAUAUUAUUGCCCUAAAACUGUCUUUGCAACAAGAAACUGUAUCUGGUUUUCUAAGUGACAAGUGGUGUUCUUUUAGUCUGGGCAUAAUGUAGAUUACUAGGUAGAAUUACAAAUACAUCUAAUACAUGUAUACACUAAACUUUCCGUGAAAAUAAAAUUUUACCAACCAAUAACACUGAUAAAAAAUUUAACCUACAUUUAUACAACAAUAAUGUCUUCCUUGAAGUGUGGGGGGGGUAUAGGACACAAUUGGUGUUUAAGGCCAGACGACACGUUCCUCAAUUUUAGAUAACUUUUUCCAGGAAUUUGUUAAUGGUUUACUACUACUUUGACAAGCUUUCUUGCAAAAAGUUAGGGUACCUUACCAGGCAUUUCUGCAAAAUACUAGAGUAUGCAAUUUCCUAUAUAAUCUUCUUGAAAAUACACUUGAAUGGCUGAUAUAAAAAUAAAUACAUCUACAGCACAGCGAAAUUCACUAAAUUAGAACUAUAUCUCCGCCGGGGCGGGGCUUUGAACUCACGACCUCUAGAACCUAUACGCUUUUGGCAGAGAGCGGCCACGGUUCUAACCACUCGACCAUGUACACACAUAACCAAAUUCAAGUAAAUUUUGAUCAUUUUUAAAGUAAUUAUAAAAUUAAUAUUUUUUAUUGGAACUCUUUAUUACGAGGAGAUACAAAAAAGAUUCUAGAGGAACGUGUCGUCUGACCUUUAUGGGGUUAAUAUGGUAUUUCAUUUUAUGUAUAGCAUAAUUAAUGUGUAGUAUCUUUGAAAACUUACAUCUUUUAUUUUCAAUUUUUUAAUAAACAUCAAUAACAUGAGAGAAGCUUUAUUUUCAAAGCCAUAGUCAAUUUAUAUACAUAUUUUGUUGCUAUAUACUGUGACUAUAUAGUAUAUAUAUUUAUGAUAUGUAUAUCUAAUAAUGUUUACCAGGUUUCAAAGAUGUGAAUUCAUUUUUUUUUUUUACUUAAGAAUUAUUCAAAUUCAUCCACUUUAGAAGAUUUCAAUAAAAAAAAGAGUUUUAACAUGGAUGCAUAAAUGCAAUUUCAACAAUUUAUAAAUUCAUAAAAAAAAACGAAGUUUAUUUAUGAAUUUAUACAUUCAUAAAAAAACGAAGUUUAUUUAUGAAAGUUUUUAUAAUAGAUAAUUUUUGUUAAUUCAGUAUCACUAUUAUCUACUGUUACAAGUAAGAAAAGAUAAAGAAGCAGUAAUUAGAUGAAUUAAGCUAGGUAGAGAUUGGACUAUAGAUAAGUGUUUGUGUUUUAGACUUACUGUCCAGCAGUGGAUAAGUAUACCAUGUGUUUUAUGUGUGUAUGUUACAUACUGACUUAAAGUACUGAAAUAAACAUCAUCAAACCUGUA
Magallana angulata is the source of this 9702-nucleotide messenger RNA. Its product is annotated as myotubularin-related protein 13-like. The transcript is spliced from 41 exons. Lineage: Eukaryota; Metazoa; Mollusca; Bivalvia; Ostreida; Ostreidae. The coding region runs from base 70 to 6303 and encodes 2077 amino acids. The record is from RefSeq and is a predicted model, not a curated record.